AUGUUGCUGUCUAUCAAGGCUGUAGUCCUUCCCCUCGAAAUUGUGGAUGAGAUCUUCGGCUUGGCUGUGCAGCCCUGCUAUGGACCGAAGACGCAAUCGGCUAUUGCACUCACGUCCUGCCGGGGCCGUAUGCUCGCUAACAAGGCCAGGUUCUCGACAGUGUAUUUGGGGAGAUAUGGUAUGUCAUCGUGGCGGCAGAGCAAGAGCGGUACGGACACGACAAUGCGGUACCUCCAGAAGCGGGUGUCGGCAUUUGCCGAGCUGAUUAGGGCGGGAGAUGCGCUGAUUGAGGUGGUGAGGACGGGCGUUGUGGAUUCAGAGCUUGAUUGGGUAUUGCAAAGCGCUGAUUUCAAGUUUGUGCGUGCGAAGUUGUGGAGGGUGCCGACAAGGGAUUCGUCUUCUGGCCCUGGAAAUGGUAACCGUGACACUGCUACGCCUGUUGGUCUCGGAGGAUGUGCGUUUACUUUGAGCUUUUGGUAUAUGGACACCCCUUCCGCUGUGGCGUUUCAAUCAAUCAAGCAGUUUAUUCAUUCCUUGCAGCUUGACACUAUAUCUCUGUAUAAUGUCUGCGGGCUGCAGAAGGGCGUGCUUGCGCGGAGCAAUAUCAAGCACCUUGUGUUGUACAGGGCGGAUGUGUCGUUGGCAAAGCCAAGGUCAGUUGGAGGUUCGGGCGGUAUACGGGCACCUGCAUUGGAUUGUGACGAUGAAGAAAGGAAGAUUGGGGUGUGUCGGUUGGAGUCCCUGGAAACUGACAUGCAUAUUACAAUGGCGGAGCAUGCUGCGCUAUUCCACUCCGGUGCUGGUGCUGGACACGGUCUAUCAAGAGCCUUUGUGUUUCCGCGUCUUAGGAAGCUGAGACUGCAUGAUCUGUGGACCCCCACUCAAAUAUUCAUUAGAAGGGCAAACGAGAUGCUGUUGAAUACACCGGUCCUCGAAGAGCUGGCCCUUUUGUACUUGCCAGCUUUGGAGCGUAAUGAGUUGCCUCCAAUAGAGACUUUUGAGAGUCUCUGUGCGGGCGACCCUCCCCCGAGCUUGAGUGAGAUUAUUUUAGAGUCUGCGAUAGAUCUGCGCAAUGGACUCGCACAUGGCGUCAGAGCAGGGGUACGGUAUAUGAAGAUGCUCAAGCUAGAUAAACUAGCCGUGUUUCUGCGCCAACCUGGGUAUAAACGAGUGGAAAAGGUCGUUGUGAGACUUGGUAUAGCGAUGAAUGUAUACCAACCGGAGAAAGAAGAUUUGGUCGAGGGCUCUGUGAUCUCGUUGAGGGAUACCGUGAGGGAUGCGAUGGGCCGCCAGUUGGAGAGAAAAGUCCGGCACCUGGAUGUGAAUGUUCAUUUGGAGUUUUAUGAUCAGUGGCUUUAUCCCAAAGAGGCAGCGGGAGUUGACUUUGAACGUUUUAAUGUUUAG
This is a messenger RNA of Psilocybe cubensis, 1404 nucleotides long. RefSeq lists its product as uncharacterized. Lineage: Eukaryota; Fungi; Basidiomycota; Agaricomycetes; Agaricales; Agrocybaceae. The coding region runs from base 1 to 1404 and encodes 467 amino acids. The record is from RefSeq and is a predicted model, not a curated record. The transcript has 5 exons.